GGGGGCAUCAGGGCGUAGCGGAAGGUCGGAGCAAGAGUUCGCAGCACCAACCUUACGUUCAGGUCUUGAAAUCAGUUAGGAUGGUACUGCUCCUGGCAGGCAUCGCCUUCACGGUCUUCGUUGCAGUGAGGAGGGUCUACAAGUUCCUCUUCGGAUCGAACAAGCAGUAUGACAAGGGCUACAAAGAGCAGUGGUUCGGAAGGGAACCCGAACCAGACGAUAAAUCCUCACAAGAUAAAACCAUCCAUCCUUUCAAGAUUAAUGUUCCCGACGAGGUGCUGACUGACUUGAAAGAACGGCUGGAACGAACUCGGUUGGAAGACCCUGUUGAGGAAUCUCGCUUCUUGUAUGGUUUCAAUCCAAACACGAUGCGCGAUAUCGUUGCAUACUGGAAGAAAGAUUAUCAGUGGCGGAAGCACGAGGAGGAGUUGAACCAAUUCCCACAUUUCAAGACCCGAAUCGAAGGAAUUGAUGUGCAUUUCAUCCAUGUAAAGCCCAGCGUCUCUGAUGGGAUAAAAAUCAUUCCCCUGAUGAUGAUUCAUGGUUGGCCUGGAUCCAUUGUUGAGUUUGUCAAAAUCAUCCCUAUCCUCACCACUCCCCGUCCAGACAGAGAUUUCGUGUUUGAACUCAUAUGUCCAUCCAUUCCUGGAUAUGGAUUUUCCGAAUCUGCUCACCGAUCAGGAUGCAAUGGUCGUGCUGUCGCAAGGAUGUUCGUCACAUUGAUGGAACGUUUAGGACACAACAAGUUUUACGUACAAGGAGGUGAUUGGGGCUCUUACAUUUCCACUCUAAUCGCACGCUAUUAUGCACCCAGGGUUAAAGGGCUGCAUGUCAAUAUGUUCUUCGUGAAUCCGAGAACGUUGUGGGAAAGAGUUAAAGUAUUCUUAGUCGCCAUGUUCCCAUUCCUUGUUCCUGAAGCAGAAUAUAAGAUGUUUUUCCCUCUUAAGAAGAGAGUUAAGGAACUCUUGGAAGAAUCCGCCUACUUUCACAUGAAUUCUACAAAACCUGACACUGUCGGUUGCGGUAUGGCAGACAGUCCUGCUGGUAUGGCUGGAUACCUGUUAGAGAAAAUCCCCGUAUGCACAAACCCAGAAUAUUUGAAUCUUCCGGACGGUGGCAUCACCAAGAAGUUUACGCUGGACCAAUUAUUGACAAAUGUCAUGGUCUACUGGGUGAAUAACAACGCAACUGCAGCUGCAAGGUUCUACAAAGAGAACAUGAACGAUGUAAUGAGAGGAAAGCACGAGAGAUACCCCGUUACUGUUCCGUCUGCAGUGGCUGUCUUCCCAUACGAAGUUCUUAUGAUGCCUCGGCUUCUGAUGACGCAACAGUUCCAGAACAUGAUAUCCUACAAUCUCAUGCCCAAGGGUGGCCACUUUGCUGCUUGGGAAGAACCAGAACUCCUAUCAAAUGAUGUCUAUCAAUUUGUUUCUAAAGCUGAAAAAAUUGUUUAGAUUCCGUUAAAACGUUUCACGAAUCAUUGUGAAAUGAGAUGAAGCUAAGCUAAAUGUGACAGAAGUCAAAAGGGAGAUAUUUACGUUUGUAACAUUAAAAGGCAAAAGGUAUUGGAAAUAUUUAAUAAGCUUCAUUAAAAGCCUUUGCACAAUUUCUUGUGGGAACCGUUCAAUUUCUUGCGUUGAAGUUCGGGUAGAAUUCUAAACUAAAUUUUAAACUUAAAAAUCAGUAAUAUUGAAACUAAUGAUAUAAAUAUCAAAUGGUAUUACAAGUACUGUUUAAUCUAUCCUGUGCGUUUUUUCAUAUUUUCCGGAUCAAUGUAUCUAGCGUCCUUUGGAAAAAACAACUUCGAUCAAGAAAAUAUUAAAUUGUUUAUUCAUAUAUUUUUACACUACUUA
Messenger RNA from Uloborus diversus, 1853 nucleotides. Its product is annotated as epoxide hydrolase 1-like. Gene Ontology annotation, biological process: epoxide metabolic process. Lineage: Eukaryota; Metazoa; Arthropoda; Arachnida; Araneae; Uloboridae. Bases 81 to 1454 code for a protein of 457 amino acids. Gene Ontology annotation, molecular function: epoxide hydrolase activity. The record is from RefSeq and is a predicted model, not a curated record. The transcript has 8 exons.